Aegilops tauschii subsp. strangulata is the source of this 987-nucleotide messenger RNA. Its product is annotated as F-box protein At3g07870-like. Gene Ontology annotation, molecular function: protein binding. Lineage: Eukaryota; Viridiplantae; Streptophyta; Magnoliopsida; Poales; Poaceae. The record is from RefSeq and is a predicted model, not a curated record.
AUGGAGGACAUCCCAACGGAGCUUGUGGUGGAGAUCCUGUUGCGGCUCCCAUGGACCUCGCGCAGGCGGCUGCGCCUAGUCUGCCGGUCUUGGCGCGACCUCGUCCACCAGCGCACGACGGAGAUGCAGCAGUGCCGCGACGCCGUGCCGCUUGUCGUCACCACGGAGUCCGCAUAUGUUCUCGACGUCGACGGCCACGACCCCGAGACCUCCAUACCUCGACCUCGAGAGCUCUGGACCGGCCACUUGGAUGUGUACAAGCAUAUGGAGGUGGUGGGCGUCUGCAACGGCGUGCUCUGCCUGUGCGACAACGCCAAGCCCGGCGGCGCCAUCACUCUUGUCAACCCGGCGACCGGCGACACCCUUGCGCUCCCGCCGAUCCCGCGCCACGGCCUGUUCAGGCGCUACAACUCGCGGCGCACCGACAGGAGCUGGCACCAGGCCUACAGCUUCGGGUACCACCACGGUACGGGGCACUACAAGGUGGUGCACGUCCCGUGCUUCUUCAAGACCAAGGACACGGUGCAAAUGUUCACGGUAGGGGAGGCGUCGUGGAGGGAGGUUGCAGCACCUAACACGAAAUGCAAACUAGACGCCGGUGUCAUCAGCGUAAACGGGGUCUCGUACUGGGUCACCGAGGGAUCGCAGGAGAAAAUAAUAUCUUUUGACCUCAAGAGUGAGCGGGUGAAACCCACAAAGCCAUUGCCCAUGCCGGCCAUGCCCAUCUGCCACUUGACGGAGGUGCAGCGCAGGCUGAGCACCAUAGCUAUCGGCGGAUACAUGAUCAAGGUGUGGAUUCUUGAGAGCACCGGAAAUGAGCAGGCCUGGAUCUAUCAAUAUAGUUUGAGUGCUUCACUUGGGGCGGAGCACCAGCUGACACGUCCAAACUUCAUUCUUGGUGAGUAUGUCCUAACCUGCUUUGUUGGUGUUGAGAAGAAGAAAAAAUCAACAACAACUCGAGAUGUUUUGUCAGUGUCGGUCAUGUGA